CUUUUGCGGACAGUUGAUGAGCUGCCUUCACGCCAAUCGGACGCGUAACGGCAACAAAAGCUGAACUGAACAAUCCGGACACACACACACACCUUUCCACCGUGUUCCAUCAUCAACAAAAGCAACAAAACUAUAUAUACUACAAAAAAAACCGAGUAAUAGUUGUGCGGCAGUAUUCAAAGAAUUUCAACAAAAAUCUGAUUGUUUUUCGCGUGUUAUGUGAUAAAUGCUUGCUUGGGAAUCUGUGCUUUUUUCGACGUGUAAAUUAUCCUGCGUGUACCACAAGAGCGCGUGUGUGUUUUUCCUGCUGUGCGGGAACGGGCUUCGUCCUGUGGGUGUUCUUGUGUCUGUGUUUGUGCGCAGGACAGGAAAGCUCCUUAUCAGUAGCAAAGCUACAGCGACAGAGACUGUAUUUUUGUUGAUACACAACGCAUAGUCCUUGCAAGGCCAACCAAAAAAACAAAAAAAAAAAAAAAAACAAAAACCGAAAACACAACAACAGCUGUUAGUUGUUCAACACACAUUUUGAUACAAAAUAAAAAGUAAUUUUUGUAAUAUUUAUAAGAGAAGAAACCAAAGAAACACGAAAAUUUAUAAAUAUAUAAUAAUAAUAACAAAAAGGAAAGGAAAGUAGAGCCAUAUACAAUCUUUUGAUUAAAUUUGAACCGAAGAACAUAAGAGAACACCAAAAUGUCUUCCAUGGCGGCAUUUGAUCAGUUCAAAAUUGGACUCAAAAUGGUGGACUUCAAAGUGCAACAGCGUCGCUAUAAGACCAGCGAAAAGACUGUCGUUGGCACUACCUAUGGACCCAUCAAGGGUGUGAAACGAAAGUCCAUCUAUGGCCAGCUAUAUUUCAGUUUCGAGCGGAUACCCUUUGCCAAGCCGCCGCUGGGAGAGCUGCGCUACAAGGCCCCGCAACCGCCAGAGAUCUGGACAGAGGUCCGCAGUUGUACAUCACAGGGUCCAAAGCCACUGCAGAAGCAUUUUGUAUUCGACAUGACAGACGGCUCCGAGGAUUGCCUGUACCUCAAUGUCUACACAAAGAAUUUAUAUCCCACCAAACCGAUGCCAGUGAUGGUCUGGAUCUAUGGCGGCGGCUUUCAAUUUGGCGAGGCCUCACGCGAGUGCUACAGUCCCGACUAUUUGCUGCGCGAAGAUGUGGUCGUAAUAUCCAUCAACUAUCGAUUGGGUCCAUUAGGUUUCCUUUGCUUAGAUGACCCUGAGCUUGAUGUACCCGGCAAUGCUGGGCUUAAGGAUCAGGUCCUGGCCCUCCGUUGGGUCAAGGCCAAUUGUUCUCGCUUUGGCGGUGACUCGGGGAACAUAACUAUUUUUGGUGAUAGCGCUGGCAGCGCCUCCGUGCACUACAUGAUGAUCACAGAGCAGACCCGUGGCCUCUUCCACAAGGCCAUCUGCAUGUCGGGCAACACACUCUCCCCCUGGGCGGUGACGCCGCAGAGGAAUUGGCCAUAUCGUCUAGCCGUCCAGGCGGGCUACACGGGUGAGAAUAACACCCGCGAUAUCUGGGAGUUUCUCAACAAUGCCAAAGGAUCCGACAUUAUCAAAGCCAACGGCGAACUGUGCAUCGAAGCGGAGAAGAAGGAGCGAAUUGGUUUCUCCUUUGGACCCGUCAUCGAACCCUUUGUCACCAGCCAUUGUGUGGUCCCCAAGAAGCCCAUCGAAAUGAUGCGCACCGCCUGGAGCAACAGUAUACCCCUCAUCUUGGGCGGCGUCUCCAACGAGGGUCUACUCCUGUAUUCGGAGACCAAGGCCAAACCCAAUUGUCUGAACGAGUUGGAUGAUUGCCGGUUUGUGGUGCCCAUUGAACUGAACAUGGAUCGGGACAGUGCUCUGUGCAAAGACUAUGGCGAACAGUUGAGGGAGUGCUACUAUGGCGAUAAAACGCCGAGUCUGGACACUCUCCACGAGUACCUCCAGAUGGUCUCCCAUGAGUACUUCUGGUUCCCCAUCUAUCGCACAGUAUUGUCCCGCCUGGAGUAUGCCAGGAGUGCACCCACCUAUUUGUAUCGCUUCGACUUUGACUCGAAGCACUUCAAUCACCUGCGUAUCCUGAGCUGCGGCAAGAAGGUGCGUGGCACCUGCCACGGCGACGAUCUCUCCUAUCUGUUCUACAAUUCACUUGCCCGCAAACUGAAGAAUCAUACGCGUGAAUACAAGUGCAUUGAGCGUCUGGUGGGUCUCUGGACCCAAUUUGCCGCCUCUGGCAAUCCCAACUUCGAUCCGGAACAGUCGGAUCUGUGGCAGCCAGUGUCCGCGGCGUCCUUGGAGAAGCGUCAGCUAAAGUGCCUUAAUAUAUCCGACGAGCUGAAGAUAAUCGAUGUGCCCGAUCUGCGUAAGCUGAUGGUCUGGGAGAGUUUCUUUAGACGCGACGAACUGCUUUGAGGUGGGGAGAAGCAGCGAUUGCGACUUGCGACUUGCGAUUGGUAUGGAAUGGAAUGUGUGGAGUAUCUCCACUUAGAUGUACAUAGAUCUGUAGCUUUAUCUGUACGAUUCUAAACAGCUUUAUGUUUGAAAGCCUCUGUUCAAAACAAUGCAAAAGCAUAGCUUUAGACCUUAAAAAAAAAACAACCCCCUCUACUGUUGUUAAGUUUUGCCAAUAUCGAAAGAUUCUAUUUAAGUGUGUUAAAGUUUUAGCAGCUAUAUGUAUGUAUCUAUCUGGAAUAGGUCUGAAAUAUAUCGGCAUGUUAUGAGUAUCGAAACCAAGUCGCAACUGAAAGUACCUUCUAUGAGAAACUACCAAAAAACCAAACAAACAAAACGGAAAACGGAAAACAGAAAACAAAGACAGCCAACAAAUCUGAGCUAAGCGAAAUGCUAUAUAAAUCUAUUUAAUGUUCCUUCAAUGAGCCCAUUUAACAUAAAAACAUAUAUCAAGUAUAUUUUCUAUCGAUAUAAGUUGAAUGUACUGUCCUCCGAAACGCACACACGUAAAUUUUAGUUAGGAUUUCAAUUAAAUAUAUUUUCUUCCAA
This is a messenger RNA of Drosophila pseudoobscura, 2988 nucleotides long. It is a transcript of the gene alpha-Est9, whose product is annotated as alpha-Esterase-9. The transcript has 5 exons. Lineage: Eukaryota; Metazoa; Arthropoda; Insecta; Diptera; Drosophilidae. Gene Ontology annotation, molecular function: serine hydrolase activity; cholinesterase activity. The record is from RefSeq and is a predicted model, not a curated record. The coding region runs from base 691 to 2400 and encodes 569 amino acids.